Cuscuta epithymum is the source of this 1546-nucleotide messenger RNA. The record is from the annotation of a GenBank genome assembly. NCBI's taxonomy places the organism in Eukaryota, Viridiplantae, Streptophyta, Magnoliopsida, Solanales, Convolvulaceae.
UGUCAUUCAUUCAUCAAUGAAUAGAAGAAAUCCCAACAAAUCAAGAACCAACCAAAAUCGAAUUCUAUCACUCCUUUUAUUUUUUGUUUGCUGUUCCUGAGGCUUCGCUCUCUACUUCGGUUCUGUCUGUUCUAUAGCUCACCUUGACCCCUAUAAGAAGUCCUUUGCGCCAUCAUUGCUACUCUCCCUCAUUCAACCCCCUUCACUAAAUCAGUAGUACAUCUUGACACAGAUAGAGAGACAUAAAAGGAAACAGGGAAAGAAGAUUGGAGAGAGGAAGAAAAGAAAUGUAUACUGAGAGUGGGCUACUGUUCCCUUAUUACUUCCAGAGCUUUUCUCAAGAAGCUCCACACCUUCAAGAGCUCUAUGUCUCUCACAGACCCAAUGCUUCAAUGGUUACUAAUUUCUCUUUCAAUAUUGGGGAUUUCCUUUUACAAUAUCUUCUUAUUCUUAGGACAUCUUCAAUAUCAGAGUAUGACCUUGGAGAAGAAGGGGAUCUCUUCAAGGCGCCAGAACCAAUUAUUGAAGAAGAGCUGUUGGAUCUUGAUCCCAUGACAGCUGCUAUUUCAUUGAUUUCGUGUGCAGAUGAUGUCAUCUCCCCACAAGGCCUCGAGGUCUCAGAUAUUAUUGAAUCAUCAUUCGAGAACGGGCAGAUCCUCAGUGAGGUUUUCUAUGAGUGCAAGAAAGAUCUACUGGCCAAAGAUGGAAUAGAAAUUCUACCACUCUCUCAUGUUCUUGAUCCCACCACCACUGAGGCUGGUGAAAAGAUGACAUCAGAAGAGAACCUGGAUUCUCAUGGAUCUUUACUUCAGAAGAGUGCUAGUUCCGAGUCUCUAAACACCUUGGUGGAUUGGGUACAAGAGACUACUCCACUUACUGGAAAAAUCUUCGAUUUUCCACGAAUGGAGUUUAGUGCUGUUUAUGGGAUGAGAAGAUCACUCAGUGAAGGAGACAUAAAGACUCUUGGUAACGGUAACGUAAACCUCAUCCACUCUCCGCUGGGACUAUGCAGUUCCAUUUCUGAAGCACGAAAGGAGAAGCUAUCGAGAUACAGGAUCAAGAAGGCCAAGAGGAAUUUCGGCAGGAAAAUCAAGUAUGCAUGCAGGAAGGCAUUGGCAGACAAUCAACCAAGGAUCCGCGGAAGAUUUGCGAAAACCGAAGAAGCAGAUGCAUCCAAGGAGCACUGACUGACUGUUCAACACUCUACGGAAGAGAAAGACGGUACGCUGCGCUGAAGGAUCGAAUGGUUGUACUGAUUAGUUAUUCGCCAAGAAAAAAGGAAAUAUCUUGCGGAAGUAGUUGCUGGUUUGUUUGUUGUUUGAUCUGUUCUUAGCUGCAAUAAAGUCCCGGGUUGAUUAGUGAUUUGGGUACAGAUGCGAUGUAUAUAUUGUCCACCGCUGAAUAAGAAUUAUUUGUAUGCUCCUUAAGAAAUUUGCAAGUGUUCCAACAUUUUUCCCACAUGCACAAGCCAGAGCUUGGCGUGUGACGGACUCUUGAUAACGUUGAAUAAGUUGUACAAAAUCUUCUAUUCCCCUUUCUACAUCCC